Molecule: messenger RNA, 1100 nt
Organism: Impatiens glandulifera
Lineage: Eukaryota; Viridiplantae; Streptophyta; Magnoliopsida; Ericales; Balsaminaceae
Product: glutaminyl-peptide cyclotransferase-like
Exons: 11
Coding region: 96-1016 (306 amino acids)
Molecular function (GO): glutaminyl-peptide cyclotransferase activity; protein binding
Source: RefSeq, a predicted model, not a curated record
CUCUCACAUCAGCCAACGACCGACCGACCACGGUCCAGAUACCAGAGUCUAGCCGACCGUGGACUUGAAAGAAAGAAAGAAAAGUAACAGCAUCCAUGGCCAGCGGUUCAAUAAGGAAGAAGAUAAGCAACAGCAACGGCUCUUCAUCUUUAUCUAAACAUAUGAGGAAAAUCUCCAUUGUUCUCCUCUUUCUCGUUAUUUACGUUGCUAGCAUUCCAUCGAACGUCUCGAGUGUGUCCGGAUCUUCCGUCGGAAUCUAUUCCAUCAAAGUCGUCAACGAGUAUCCUCACGAUCCUAGAGCCUUCACUCAGGGCCUCCUCUACAGUGGAAAUGAUACUCUAUUUGAAUCAACUGGCCUCAAUGGACAGUCAUCUGUUAGGAAGGUGUCUCUCCAUACGGGAAAGGUGGAAGCCAUACACAAGCUUCCUCAUGUUAUUUUUGGGGAGGGAUUAACCCUUAUCCAUGACCGGUUGUAUCAAGUGAUCUGGAAGGAGAAAACUGGUUUCAUAUAUGAUCGUUAUAAUUUAAGCAAAGUAAAGAAAUUUACUCAUCAAAUGAAAGAUGGUUGGGGUCUGGCAACUGAUGGGAAAGUUCUUUAUGGGAGUGAUGGAACUUCCACUUUAUACCAGAUGGAUCCCCAAACAUUAAAAGUGAUUAAGAAAAACAUUGUCAAGUAUAAAGAUCAUGAAGUAUUCAAUCUAAAUGAACUAGAAUAUAUAAAUGGUGAAAUCUGGGCAAAUGUUUGGCAGACGGACUGCAUUGCAAGAAUCUCUACCAAAGAUGGCACUGUUUUGAGUUGGAUUCUCCUUCCGAAAUUAAGGGAGGGACUGAUAGCAUCUGGCCACAGUGGUAUUGAUGUGUUGAACGGCAUUGCGUGGGAUAAAGAUAACAAUAGGAUCUUUGUGACUGGGAAACGUUGGCCAAAGAUAUACGAGAUAAAGUUGCUACCUAGCACAAAGGAGGCUGCAUCUAGAGGAGGAGGCGUAGAGAAACUUUGUUUUCGUCAACGAUUUUGAAAAAAAUAAAGAUUGACAUUAAUCUUUUAUUUAUAAAAUUACUUGAUGAAUUUAAUUAAAUUCUCAGAUUUGAAAUAAGAGAAA